Trichechus manatus latirostris (Florida manatee) is the source of this 1050-nucleotide messenger RNA. Its product is annotated as olfactory receptor 4F3/4F16/4F29-like. Gene Ontology annotation, molecular function: olfactory receptor activity; G protein-coupled receptor activity. Lineage: Eukaryota; Metazoa; Chordata; Mammalia; Sirenia; Trichechidae. Gene Ontology annotation, cellular component: plasma membrane. Gene Ontology annotation, biological process: G protein-coupled receptor signaling pathway. The record is from RefSeq and is a predicted model, not a curated record.
AUAAUGUGAAUAUCCUUGAAUAAUUAAUCAUUAUAAUUCUAGGGUAUUAAUGCCAUCGUUAUUUUUAUUUCCUUUUCAUUUUCUUUUAGCUGAUAACUUUAGAGUACUCUAGCUGAUAAAUCAAUGGAUGGAGCAAAUCACUCAGUGGUGUUAGAAUUUAUGUUCCUGGGACACUCCAAUUCCUGGGAGAUCCAACUUAUCCUCUUUGUAGUCUCUAUGUUUUAUGUUCCAAUCAUGAUGGGAAAUUCCCUCAUUGUCCUUAUGGUGACUUCUGACCCUCACUUACACUCCCCCAUAUACUUUCUGUUGGCUAAUCUCUCCUUUAUUGACCUGGAUAUUUCUUCUGUUAUUUCCUCCAAGAUGAUUUACAACCUUUUCAGAAGGUGCAAAGUCAUCUCCUUUGGAGGCUGCAUUGCUCAGAUCUUUUUCAUUCAUGUCAUUGGUGGUGUGGAGAUGGUGCUGCUCAUAGCCACGGCCUUUGACAGAUAUAUGGCCAUUUGUAAGCCUGUCCACUAUUUUACUAUUGUGAGCCCCAAAAUGUGUAUUUUGCCCCAGGUUGCUGCAUGGAUAAUUGGUUUGACCCACUCUGUGUUUCAACUAGUUUUUGUGACAAAAUUGCCAUUUUCUGGUCCUAAUGUGCUGAGUAGCUUUUACUGUGACUUCCCUCGAUUUACCAAACUUGCCUGCAUAUACACCUAUAGACUAGAGUUCGCGGUCACAGCCAACAGUGGGUUUAUUCUGGGAUCAUUUUUGAUCAUCUCCUACCUUUUUAUCCUGAUCACUGUUUGGAAACACUCUUUAGGUGGCUCAUCCAAGGCUCUCUCCACGUUAUCAACUCAUAUCAUGGUGGUAAUUUUGUUCUUUGGUCCUUGCAUCUUUGUUUAUAGCUGGCCUCACGCCACAUCACACCUAGACAAAUUCCUUGCCAUUUCUGAUGCAGUUCUCAUUCCUUUUCUGAAUCUAGUCAUCUACACAUUCAGGAACAAGGAGAUGAAGAUGGCAAUGAAGAGAGUAUGCAGUCAACUUAUUGUUUACAGAAGGAUUUCUUAA